Cuscuta europaea is the source of this 1500-nucleotide messenger RNA. The record is from the annotation of a GenBank genome assembly. Lineage: Eukaryota; Viridiplantae; Streptophyta; Magnoliopsida; Solanales; Convolvulaceae.
CCGGUUUGGCCCUUGGACACGGCUCGCAACCUUUUAUGUUACAUCCUUCCCAGGCCACUUCCCAAGCUCCUCGUAAGUUUGGUAAUAGACGGGGAGGGACUCCAUUCAGAGGUGGACGUCAAGGGAAACCUUCAAGAGGAAGGGGAAGUAGUCAGGGCAGAGGUGGUUCUACACCAUCAUCCUCCAACACGGAAGCUUCAGCUGUCAAUAACCAGCAACCAAAAGUUGCUGCUAGGUGUGAGGUAUGCAAUGCUGAUUGCACAAGCCUGGAUGUUCUUGAACAACACAAGCUCGGAAAGCGGCAUCUGAAGAACAUGAAGAAGUUGGAGCCAUUGAAGAACACAUUUGUUAGUGAAGUACAGAAUGGGAAGAGUGUUGCUGCUAAUGAUUUAGUAGUAGGGAAUUUUCCAUCUCAAAAUGUUGAAUCCCAAGCUGCACCUGAAACCACAGAUAAAAAAGAAGGUGAACCGGAAAAACCUGUCGUACUACCUAUUGAGGCGGCCAAAGUGAAUGAUCUGAGGCGUGGAUCAAAACGUGCGAUAAGGGGUGGUGGCCGUGGUGGGAAGCGGAUGAGAAUUUCUGGGAGACCAGAAAGGGGACCUCACAAACCCAAAGUCGUAAUUCCUUUGGUAUGUGAUUUGUGUAACGUCAAGUGUGACACUCAGGAAGUUCUAGACCGUCAUCUUGCUGGUAAAAAGCACAUUUCCAAGCGUAAGCACUUUGAAGCUCACCAAGCUAUGUAUGGACCCCAGGAGCUUCAAGUUCUGUACCCGCCUAAUCCCGUUACACAAACCCUACUCCAGUCACAACCACAACCACAACCACAACAGCCCAUCUCUGUGCCCCCCCAAGCACCGUCAGAACAACCUUCAGCAGCAAUAGCAGCAGCUUCCUCAUUGCCUUCUCAAACUCAAACUACUGUACCCUAAGCAUCAUGUGUUGUUUUUAUUUUUACCAAACCAUCAAUUUUUCUUUCUAGUUUUCAGCUUUUAUCACAAAGGUUAACAGUGUGUGGAGAUCCCAAAGAAGUGGUGCAAACCCUGAGAAGAUGAAUCAUGAAGGCCAGGUUUAUGCAUAAUGGACGUUUCAAUCAGUAGUUUGGUGGAAGCAGCUGUGGAAGAAAAUUGCAUGCUAUUUCUCGGGGAAUAUGGAAAGUCAUCUAUCUGGUUACAAAUUCCAAUGGAAAUAUUUAUUUGCAGAUGUCCUAUAUAUCCCAAGACAAGAUAUCUUCCUGGCAACAGGUGAAGGAUAAAUUAUGUAAGAAGAAUAUGCUUAUUUGCAUCCACUGGCACGAAUUUUCUUUAGCAAAUUGUUAUGCCGAAAACAAAUAGUGCUGGCUUAAUCUCUCAGUGAUUUAGAUGUAUUUGUUGGCUACUUCUGUUGCCAGAUAUGUUUGUUUUGCAGUUUCUCGACCAUUUCUAUUCAUGUAGACAUAUCUUUUUGCAUGUAAAAUCAUCAGCUUUAUAAAAAAACAACUCAGCUAGAGCUAAAUUUCCAACA